This is a messenger RNA of Mytilus trossulus (common blue mussel), 1830 nucleotides long. Its product is annotated as deleted in malignant brain tumors 1 protein-like. Gene Ontology annotation, cellular component: membrane. The record is from RefSeq and is a predicted model, not a curated record. The coding region runs from base 139 to 1830 and encodes 563 amino acids. Lineage: Eukaryota; Metazoa; Mollusca; Bivalvia; Mytilida; Mytilidae. The transcript is spliced from 11 exons.
CGUAUUAUUUGGACAACCCAAAACAAUAAAGGACGAUUAGAAAUAUAUCACGAAGGUGAAUGGGGAACAGUAUGUGAUAAUGAUUUUGAUAAUGUUGAUGCAGCAGUAGCAUGUAGACAGCUCGGAUAUUGUUCAGGAAUGGUGAUUGCCGCAUCUCGUGUACAGGAUGGUCAGGGUACCAUUUGGUUAACUGACGUAGUUUGCUCAGGUUCAGAAAGUAAAUUAGUGAAUUGUACAUACAAUGUCCAUACAGCACAGUGUGAACACUAUAAAGAUGUUGGCAUCCAUUGUUUUCUCAACUGUUCAACGGAAGAUGAAGGUACUUUACGUUUAGGUUCGAAGCAAGCUGAGAAUAAAGGACGACUUGAAAUUCAUUAUAAAGGUGAAUGGGGAACAGUAUGUGAAAAUUACUUUGGUGAUGUUGAUGCCGCAGUAGCCUGUAUACAGCUUGGAUAUUGUUCAGGAAUGGUAAUUGCCGCAUCUCGUGUACAGGAUGGUCAGGGUACCAUUUGGUUAACUGACGUAGCUUGCUCUGGUUCAGAAAGUAAAUUAGUGAAUUGUACUUACAAUGUCCAUACAGCACAGUGUGAACACUAUAAAGAUGUUGGCAUCCAUUGUUUUUUCAACUGUUCAACGGAAGAUGAAGGUACUUUACGUUUAGGAUCGAAGCAAGCCGAGAAUAAAGGACGACUUGAAAUUCAUUAUAAAGGUGAAUGGGGAACAGUAUGUGAAAAUUACUUUGGUGAUAUUGAUGCCGCAGUAGCCUGUAGACAGCUCGGAUAUUGUUCAGGAAUGGUGAUUGCCGCAUCUCGUGUACAGGACGGUCAGGGUACCAUUUGGUUUACUGACGUAGCUUGCUCUGGUUCAGAAAGUCAAUUAGUGAACUGUACAUACAAUGUCCAUACAGCACAGUGUGAACACUAUAAAGAUGUUGGCAUCCAUUGUUUUUUCAACUGUUCAACGGAAGAUGAAGGUACUUUACGUUUAGGUUCGAAGCAAGCUGAGAAUAAAGGACGACUUGAAAUUCAUUAUAAAGGUGAAUGGGGAACAGUAUGUGAAAAUUACUUUGGUGAUAUUGAUGCCGCAGUAGCCUGUAGACAGCUCGGAUAUUGUUCAGGAAUGGUGAUUGCCGCAUCUCGUGUACAGGACGGUCGGGGUACCAUUUGGUUUACUGACGUAGCUUGCUCUGGUUCAGAAAGUCAAUUAGUGAACUGUACAUACAAUGUCCAUACAGCACAGUGUGAACACUAUAAAGAUGUUGGCAUCCAUUGUUUUUUCAACUGUUCAACGGAAGAUGAAGGUACUUUACGUUUAGGUUCGAAGCAAGCUGAGAAUAAAGGAAGACUUGAAAUUCAUUAUAAAGGUGAAUGGGGAACAGUAUGUGAAAAUUACUUUGGUGAUAUUGAUGCCGCAGUAGCCUGUAGACAGCUCGGAUAUUGUUCAGGAAUGGUGAUUGCCGCAUCUCGUGUACAGGACGGUCAGGGUACCAUUUGGUUUACUGACGUAGCUUGCUCUGGUUCAGAAAGUCAAUUAGUGAACUGUACAUACAAUGUCCAUACAGCACAGUGUGAACACUAUAAAGAUGUUGGCAUCCAUUGUUUUUUCAACUGUUCAACGGAAGAUGAAGGUACUUUACGUUUAGGUUCGAAGCAAGCUGAGAAUAAAGGACGACUUGAAAUUCAUUAUAAAGGUGAAUGGGGAACAGUAUGUGAAAAUUACUUUGGUGAUAUUGAUGCCGCAGUAGCCUGUAGACAGCUCGGAUAUUGGUGUGUAAAACGUUUAACAUGUUACAUGUUUAAAGCAGAAAAACAAGUGCACACAUUUGAUUAA